Diceros bicornis minor is the source of this 6182-nucleotide messenger RNA. RefSeq names its product zinc finger and BTB domain containing 39 (gene ZBTB39). Gene Ontology annotation, molecular function: protein binding. The record is from RefSeq and is a predicted model, not a curated record. NCBI's taxonomy places the organism in Eukaryota, Metazoa, Chordata, Mammalia, Perissodactyla, Rhinocerotidae. Bases 128 to 2257 code for a protein of 709 amino acids. The transcript has 2 exons. Gene Ontology annotation, biological process: regulation of cytokine production; negative regulation of transcription by RNA polymerase II; regulation of immune system process.
CCUCCUCGUCGGGCCGGGCACGGCGGGCCGGGGCCUUUGUGUGAGGCGGCGGCGGCGAUGGUGCUCGGGCCCCGCGGAGCCGGGUUAACUGUGCUAGUAAGGAGGCAACUUCACAGGAGCUGCUAAGAUGGGCAUGAGGAUCAAACUGCAAAGCACCAACCACCCCAACAACCUGCUGAAGGAACUCAACAAGUGCCGGCUCUCUGAGACCAUGUGCGAUGUCACCAUCGUGGUGGGCAGCCGCUCCUUCCCGGCCCACAAAGCCGUGCUGGCCUGCGCGGCUGGCUACUUCCAGAACCUAUUCUUGAAUACUGGGCUUGAUGCUGCCAGGACCUAUGUGGUGGACUUCAUUACCCCCGCCAACUUUGAGAAGAUUCUGAGCUUUGUGUACACAUCAGAGCUCUUCACGGACCUGAUCAACGUUGGGGUCAUCUAUGAGGUAGCUGAGCGUCUGGGUAUGGAGGACCUCCUCCGGGCCUGUCACUCCACCUUUCCUGACCUGGAGAGCACUGCCGUGGCCAAGCCUCUGACUGGCACCAGUGAGAGCCACUCGGGUAGCCUGAGUUGUAGCGCAGCAGAACCCACCCAGCCCCUUGGAGAACUGCGCGGUGGUGGGGAGCACUUUGGUCCUGAUAGAAAUUAUGUGUUACCUAGUGAUGCUGGAGGGAGCUAUAAAGAGGAAGAGAGAAAUCUUACCAGUGACACUAACCAUAGCCUGCCUCUGCCACAGCAGCCACUGCCACCAAAGACAGAAGACCACGAUGCCCCUGCUUCUUUCUCGUGUGUUCCUAGUAUGGUGACGCAGCCAGUCCUAGGUGCUAUCAGCAUGGGCAUCCAGACCAGCACGAGCUCCUGCCAGCCAUACAAAGUUCAGAGCAAUGGAGACUUCAGUAAAAACAGCUUCUUCACCCCUGACAAUGCAAUAGACAUUACCACUGGGACCAACUCCUGUCUGAGCAAUAGUGACCACUCCAAAGACCCAGGCUUUGGGCAGAUGGAUGAGCUCCAGCUGGAGGACCUGGGGGAUGAUGACUUGCAGUUUGAAGACCCCACCGAGGACAUCGGCACAGCUGAGGAGGUGAUUGAGUUGAGUGAUGACAGUGAGGAAGAGCUGACUUUUGGAGAGAAUGACAACCGAGAGAACAAGGCUAUGCCCUGCCAGGUGUGCAAGAAAGUUCUAGAGCCCAACAUUCAGCUGAUCCGACAGCAUGCUCGUGACCACGUUGACCUGCUGACAGGCAACUGCAAGGUCUGUGAGACCCACUUCCAGGACCGAAACUCCCGGGUGACCCACGUUCUGUCCCACAUUGGUAUUUUCCUCUUCUCCUGCGACAUGUGUGAAACUAAGUUCUUUACCCAGUGGCAGCUGACCCUCCACCGGCGGGAUGGAAUAUUUGAGAACAACAUCAUUGUCCACCCCAAUGAUCCCCUGCCUGGGAAGUUGGGUCUCUUUUCAGCCUCUGCAGAGUUGAAGUGUGCUGCCUGUGGAAAGGCAUUGGCCAAAGAUUUCCACAUAGUCCGGGGCCACAUCCUUGACCAUCUAAACUUGAAGGGCCAGGCCUGCAGUGUCUGCGACCAGCGCCACCUCAACCUCUGCAGCCUCAUGUGGCACACGCUCUCCCAUCUCGGCAUUUCAGUCUUCUCCUGCUCUGUCUGUGCGAAUAGCUUUGUGGACUGGCACCUCCUGGAGAAGCACAUGGCUGUGCACCAAAGCUUGGAAGAGGCCCUCUUCCGCUGCCACUUGUGCAGCCAGAGCUUCAAGUCGGAGGCUGCCUAUCGCUACCACGUCAGCCAGCACAAAUGCAACAGUGGGCUUGACGCACGGCCUGGUUUUGGGCUCCAGUACCCAGCUCUCCAGAAACGGAAGCUCCCGGCAGAGGAGUACCUGGGUGAGGAGCUGGCUCUGCAGGGCCAGUCUGGGAACAGCAAGUACAGCUGCAAGGUCUGUGGCAAAAGGUUUGCCCACACAAGCGAGUUCAACUACCACCGGCGGAUCCACACGGGCGAGAAGCCAUACCAGUGUAAAGUGUGCCACAAGUUCUUCCGAGGCCGCUCGACCAUCAAGUGCCACCUGAAGACACACUCGGGGGCCCUUAUGUACCGCUGCACGGUCUGCGGUCACUACAGCUCCACCCUGAACCUCAUGAGCAAGCACGUUGGCGUGCACAAGGGCAGCCUCCCGCCCGACUUCACCAUCGAGCAGACCUUCAUGUACAUUAUCCAUUCCAAAGAGGCCGAGAAGAACCCGGACAGCUGACUGGGUCCCAGCAGAGCCGGGGGAGCUCCCGGGCGGCAGCCGGGACCUUGGUUUUCUAAUGGCUGUUGGUCCCACCCCAGCUGAAGUUACAAUUUUGCCUUGCUAGGAGUUCUGUUCUGUUUUGUGUUUAAAGAAGAAAAAAGAAGAAAUAGCACAUGAGCUGUUACUGUUUUUGAGAAGCAACGGCCCUAUCAUGUUUACCUCCUUACCUGUUCUUGCCCAUGCAGGGCUGUGUUUUUGAUUCUUUUGAGGCUGGUUUGGGGAAUCUCGUCAGGCAGGGGGUGUCCACUAGAUCCCCUUCUCCAGCCUCUCAAGUUUUAGUUUACUGAUAGGUUUUAUGCUGCUAAGAACCCAACCAAUAGCCUCACUGAAUAGAGGAGGUGGAGAGAGGUUUUUACUGUGGGUGUUAUACUGCCAGACCUCCAACUGGGACACCUGCGGUGAGAGGGAUUUGGGGAAUGUGGUCAUUCAGAGAAGACUAGUGGGCAGGGCAGCUCGCCUCAGGUUCCAGUCCCUGCCCCCAGCAGGGAAAAGGCGUCGGGGAUGGAGGUGCCUGCUGGUUCCGUGACUCUAAUCGGCUGAGUGGACAGUAGAAUCUUUUGGCAGCUAGAUCCAAACUGGGGACAAAGCUUUCUAUUUAGGUCAGGAAGCUUUGGGAUGAAUCCUCACCAGCCAGAAGAGGUGUCUUGCAGUGCUGCCAGAAGUGGCAGCCUGGACGGACAGGAAGGGAGGUUUCUCUUUUCUCCUUAAUUCCAAAGAAACGCAAUUUUAUGGAGUGAUAGCCCAGGACGUCAGGCCUUCCCUGUGGGGCAGAGAGGACGGGGAGCCACUUUGAUAUAGUCAUCUGUCCUCUGGCCACCUCAUGGACCUUGAGUUCCCUGGUGGAGAGGUGGGGGUGUUGCUGACAGUAGCAGCCUUGCCUUAGUUUAUAUCCAGUCUCCCACCUAGAAGUCCAGUCUAGGUGAGAAGAGCCCAUGAGAUGGUGCAGUGGUGGAUUGUGAGCCCUUCAGGAUUAAAGGGACCCCCUGAGUAGCUGGUGGUGUGUAGCGGGAUGUGCGUUCUGUCUGUCCCAGUCAGAUAAUCUGCUGUUGACUUUGUGUUAACUGGGCAGGAGCUUUGGCAGCUCACCUUUGACCUGCUGGAAUUUUUCCUGAUCUGUCAUUGCAUCGCCACCAGGGGGCGCGAUUGGAUGGCAGCUGGUUCAGGCCUUCCCUAGGUGGCCGGGGAAUGAGUCUGCCCAGUCCAGGGGGCUGGUCGGCUCCGUUCUUAGUUGGCUUUUUAGAAGGUCUUGCCCAAAGAAGGCUUGAGGGAGAGGGCCCUGGGCUCUCGCAUACUCACAAGGUGGCACCUCAGUCACUCAUACUACCUCACCCUGCUCAGGCGAGCUCUGGGAACCACAGCCUCUGCCCUGACACUGCCCCUGGUGGGACUCAGCAGCCCCCUGGGCUGUUUCACAAGCAAGUGGUUUUGAUUAACUCUCAAAGCCUUUUUGGACAUUAAUAUUUAUUUAUUUUUGUUUUUGUAUACAUAUUACUCAGCAUCUUGUUUGGAUAAGAGACUUUAGGAAAGUGAGUUUCUCCCCAGCAAGUAGCCAUAUUCCAGGGGGCAGUCCUGGCCAGAGACUUGGGAAACAGGGGUUAGAACUAGGGGAGACCGUGUCAAGCCUUGAAACAAGCAAAUUCUCUUCUUUCUCUCCAGAUUUUCUCUUGCAGAAUAAACCCAGGGAACUCUUUAGGUAACGGAUGUAAGUUCUAGAAAGUUGAGGCUUGUUAAAUUCCUAGGCCUUUCAUCCCCCUUCCUUCCUGUGAUUGAGUAGACUGGGGACUGGGUUGAGGGGAUCAGGUCACAUGAAGGACCUUUUUGCAUGUUUUCUCAUCCUUCCUAACCUUGGAAAGCUGUGUUAUGACCUACAGGCAGAACAGAGCUCCGCCCCAGUGGGCCUGCUGCCUCUCCCAGCUCAAAAUUGGUAAAGCCUCCGAGGGAAUGCACGGCUCUCUGGUCGGGUGACCAUUACAUGAAGGGACUUGUACAAGUGGCUCCCUUUCACCAUCUAAACCCAACUUGUGGAAUGUUCCCUCGGGACAUUCCUGUCAGGAAAGCAGUGCUGAGACUUUCCUGCCCUGACUGGCCCACACUGACCCUUAGAAAUUUAAGAAGGAAAAUGUGUGGAAGACUAUGGUCUGCUAAGCUGUUGAAGCCUGAGUGACCCCUCGCAGACUUGGUGAGGGCUGCCUUUUGAGUGGCUGGGUUUGAGAGUGAACCCAGCCAGGUAGCUGAGAAUGGAUCAGGAUGCUGGAGAAACCCUUUUCCUUAACAGAGGGCCUCAAGGAUGCUGGGUAGUCUGUAUACUUAACCUGAAACUGUGAAGUUUUCCCUUUUUGCCAGUAAACCAAAAAGCAAAUCCUUGAAACUGCCCCUGAAACACUAAACAAGAAACUGCACCCCCUGAUCCUCCUGAGGCCAAGGGGUUGGUCAGGGUGGCUGGUUGCAGUCAGACUGUGGCAGGGUCAGUAGCUCAUGAGGCUCACUGACUGAACCCUGUUCCUCCGUGUUUCCCUCAUGUUCACAUGUGGCCCUCCCUCUGUGUGGGGUCAGGUUUGCUGCCUCUGUCUCCAGCUCACCCUUUUCCCAACUUUUACUUGAAACACUGCUGGGGCAAAGGGCCCUCUAGGAGACCUGGUGGAGGGCAUUCAUUUCCUUUGGAGUUGUUUAUUUUCCAGCCUUCUGUUCAUUUGAUUUUGUUGCCCCUGCGGCCCUGGAGCCCAGUUGAGCAGUCUCCUGCUGUAUUGUUCCCAGGUUCUGUUUGACCUUUGAUGUCUUUUCUUCUCCUUUUUCUUAUUCUGUACUCAGGACUGGCUACACAAUAUGCAGAGCCCUUUCUUUAAAAAUAAUUAAGAAUUUCAAGAUGGCGACUGUAGAGCAUUAAACCAAGCACGAGGCCAUUCCCUGAGGGAAUUGGCCAAACACAGGCCAUUCCCUGUGUUUCCUGAGGGAAAAGGGUAAUACUUUCUGGCACGCUGGUUUAAACAGCAGAGGCUGCUUGUGGCCAGAGGAGGGAGGCUGUCCCGAUGCUCCUGUGACCCAUUGAUGGCUCACUGAUGCCACAGCACUCACUGCGAAGCUCUGCUCUACGCUAGUAUUUGGUCCUAAAUUUUAAGACUCCGUGGAGUCUAUAGUUCAUGGCUAGUUGGGAAGAAAGGAGGUAGGGGUCUAGCCCAGGUGACCCCCAGGAACCAGGUAAUGGGUAAAAGUUCUUUUUGACUUUCUUCUCUUCUGAUCUAUCAGCACCCUUUUGUCUCCACAGCAAGCCUUUGGGCUUAAAUACCUUCUCCCCAGUCAGGUUUUGCUACUGAUGAAUUUUUUUCCUUCUCUGGCCUCCUGCUGUGCCCUAUUCCCCAGACUACUCAACUUUGGAAAUGAAUUUCAAUCCCUUUAUAGAUGGUCACUGACUUUGUUGGCAUGGAGUGGGCUGUGUGGAGAAGUCUGCCCCUCUGUGAGGCCCCACACAUCCUUUGUCCUAAAUCCUGCACUCAAUGAGUCAGGAAGCAGGGUACAGCAUUCUUUUCAAUGUGAUACUCAUCAUAAACUUAACAUCAGAAUGAAAAUGAACCUUUUGAUUUCGCUGUUUCUUUAACACCCUUCCCCUGUCCAGUCCACCCUCCCCUCCCACCUCUACUAGCUAAAGUUUCUUAUGAAACCAAGAAGAGUUGUUGACGUCUAACUCCUUCCAUUAAAUUAAUGAGUACUGACCUCCUAAUAUUUAAGUGUUUACUAUCUAUUGCUGUAAAGUUUUGUAUAUUUUGUAAACUUUUUUUCCCAAAUAGUAGAUGUCUAAAAUCGUUGUACAUCUGAUUCUUUUAUAUUCCAUUGUUCGGCACAAAGUGUGGUUUUUAUUUAGAAUAAAAAAAGGACAUUUGAAAUGGGA